Xenopus laevis (African clawed frog) is the source of this 2257-nucleotide messenger RNA. It is a transcript of the gene slc30a9.L, whose product is annotated as solute carrier family 30 (zinc transporter), member 9 L homeolog. Lineage: Eukaryota; Metazoa; Chordata; Amphibia; Anura; Pipidae. Gene Ontology annotation, biological process: monoatomic cation transmembrane transport; transmembrane transport; intracellular zinc ion homeostasis. The coding region runs from base 79 to 1770 and encodes 563 amino acids. The transcript is spliced from 18 exons. The record is from RefSeq and is a predicted model, not a curated record. Gene Ontology annotation, cellular component: endoplasmic reticulum; membrane; mitochondrial membrane. Gene Ontology annotation, molecular function: monoatomic cation transmembrane transporter activity.
UAAUGACGUCUCACACCGGUGCCCAAACAGAGCCAUAGGCUGGUUAGUGGCGGUGGCCGGGUGCGACUGAAGCCCAAUAUGGCCGGGAUAUACGCCCGGAGUUGGCCUUCACUAUGUCGGCUUUACCUGCGCUGUGUUGGGACGAGGUCUAGUGGUGCGCGUCUCUGCUACGGUUGGCAAAGUGCUCUGGAAAACAAGGGACUUCUGUAUUUUCUGCCAUCAAGCUACCUGCCUAUUCAAGCACAAAUUCGGCUUUAUUCUUCCAGUGAUCAGAAGGAAGACAAUGGAUCGAAAGGACCCAGUGCGGCAAGUUCCCCAGAAAAAUCUACCGCAGCACUGGAUUCUAAUAAACCUGAACAAAAAAGCACUUUCCCUCCAGAUCCUAUUCAAGUUAAAGUGAAGGCAGUCUUAAAGAAGAGAGAGUAUGGGACAAAAUAUAUGAAGAAUAACUUCAUCACUGGGAUGAGAGCUCUGAACGAAUUCUGCCUAAAGCCCAGUGACUUGGAGUCAUUGCGGAAAAUCAGACGCAGAAGCCCCCAUGAUGAUACUGAGGCGUUUACUGUAUAUCUGAGGUCGGACGUGGAGGCAAAAGCCUACGAGGUAUGGGGUAGUCCAGAAGCCAUUUUCAGGGAACGGAAAUUGAGAAAUGAGGAAGAGAUUGCAUAUAAAGAAAAUUUAUUUAGGAACCAGCAGCUGUUAAAGGAGUACAAAGACUUUCUAGGGAACACCAAGCCUCGGAUAACUACAACCAACUUGUUCAUGAAAGGAUCUGGGAAAGUUGUGAUGGUCGCAAUUUGUAUAAAUGGAUUGAACUUCUUUUUUAAGCUGCUAGCAUGGGUAUACACGGGCUCUGCCAGCAUGUUUUCAGAAGCCCUCCAUUCACUAGCUGAUACCUUGAAUCAGGCACUGCUGGCCUUGGGUAUCUCACAGUCUGCAAGGAUACCUGACCCUGGGCACCCGUAUGGGUUUACAAACAUGCGCUACAUUGCUUCCUUAAUCAGCGGUGUGGGCAUUUUCAUGAUGGGAGCAGGCCUUUCCUGGUACCACGGAAUCAUUGGUUUGCUUCAUCCACAGCCAAUACAAUCUCUGCUUUGGGCCUAUUGCAUCUUAGCUGGCUCAUUUGUGUCUGAAGGAGCCACACUUCUAGUAGCAAUCAAUGAGAUUCAGAAGAGUGCGAAAGCCAAAGGAAUAUCUUUUUACGAGUACGUGAUGCAGUCCCGUGAUCCAAGUACCAAUGUGGUCCUGAUGGAGGAUGCUGCUGCAGUUUUAGGAUUGGUAAUGGCUGCCUCCUGCAUGGGUUUGACAUCACUUACUGGAAAUCCACUUUAUGACAGUUUGGGGUCAUUGGGUGUUGGAACACUACUCGGAGCUGUAUCAGCCUUCCUUAUCUACACUAACACUGAAGCACUAAUAGGAAGGUCAAUACAACCAGAGCAAGCGCAGCGUCUCACAGAACUCCUAGAAAGUGAUCCUGUAGUGAGAGCAAUCCAUGAUGUGAAGGCCACCGACAUGGGAAUGAGUAAGGUCCGAUUCAAGGCGGAAGUUGAUUUUGAUGGUCGAGUUGUUACACGAUCUUACUUGGAAAAACAAGAUAUUGAUCAGUUGUUGAAUGAAAUCCGCCAGGUGAAGACCGCAGAGGACUUAGAAUCUUUUAUGCUUAAACAUGGUGAAAAUAUUAUAGACACGCUAGGAGCGGAAGUAGACCGUCUUGAAAAAGAAUUAAAGCAAUGUAAUCCUGAGUUACGACAUGUAGACCUGGAGAUUCUGUAGGACACAAGGAAUGUGUUGAAUAUACAGAGGUGAAGCAAAGGCUGGUUUGUAAUGUCCGUGCUCCAUGACUCUGCUCUAAAUCCUCGCUGACUGUCAUUGUGUUAUACGCCAUAUUUACAAGGACAUCUUAGAUGUAAUAUUUCUUUCCUGCCAACCCUGUGGAACUACACAAAACUAUUAUUGUUUCCUUGCUGGAGUAACCUACAUUGUAUUGUUUCAUUCCAUUACAUGUACAUCAACAUAGACUUGCUUUUUCAGAACAAAGUAAUGAUAUGGGCAACUUUAGCGACUCGAGCUCUGGCAGAAUUACAACUCUGUAUACCACUCUCUGUAUACCACUCAUAACUGACCUCUCAGGGGAGGCUUUGAGUUAUGGUUUAGCCACAGCUGGAGUACCACACGUUGGCUGCACUAAGUAACCGGAGCAAGGCUCACUCCAGGUCUGCCAACCCAUAGCUGCCAAUCAGAUAAUCCACUCAUUAAAAGA